AUGUGGUUGUCCAUUUCCACGCUCUUGUUGGUUGCGGCCACAACCGCCGCCGCCGCCGCCGCCGCCAGGGCUGUACAAGGGGACCCGGCCGCGGCAGAGGCCGUCAACCGCCGAUCCGACAGCUUCUGGGAUUAUAUUGUCAAGGGUGCCGAGGUCCCAGCGGCCAGCACCAAGCCGGGCGCCCACAAGAAGCUGGAGGGCGACUUGGCCAACUACCAGUUACGUGUUCGACAGGCAGACCCUGCCGAGCUGGGAGUCGACAAAGUCAAGCAGCUAAGCGGCUAUCUCGACGACACGGAGCAGGACAAGCACCUCUUUUACUGGUUCUUCGAGUCGAGAAACGACGCCAGCAAGGACCCCGUCGUCCUCUGGCUGAACGGCGGCCCGGGCUGCUCCUCGUUUAUUGGCCUCUUCGACGAGCUUGGUCCUGCCACCAUACGCAAGCCCGAUCUGGUUCCAGUCAAUAACCCGUACUCCUGGAACUCCAAUGCCUCCGUCAUUUUCAUCGACCAGCCCGUCGACGUGGGCUACUCGUACGGCAACGGCACCGCGGCCAACUCGCAAGCGGCGGCAAAGGACAUCUACGCCAUGCUGUCCUUGUUCUUCCAUCAAUUCCCAACCUACGCCGGGCGAGACUUCUUCGUCACGGGCGAAUCCUACGCAGGGCACUACAUCCCCGCCAUUGGCAAAGAGCUCCUCUCCCACAACGACAGCAACAUCAACCUCAAGGGCCUGGCAAUCGGCAACGGUCUUACCGACCCCUACAUCCAGUACAUGUACUACCGGCCAACGGCAUGUGGCCAGGGAGGCUACCCGGCUGUCCUGUCCCCCAGCGACUGCCAGAGCAUGAAGAACGCCGAGCCAGAGUGCCAGCGACAGAUCAAGGCCUGCUACGACGGCGCCGGCACCGGCGCCUGCAGCCGGGCCACGACCAACUGCAACAACAACCUCCUGGGCAUCUACCAGAGCGGCACGGACAAGAGCGUCUACGACAUCACGUCCCCGGUCGGCACCGGAAAUACCAGCUACGCCGUGCAGUUCCUCGCCUCAGCCAAGACCAAGCAGGCCCUGGGCGUCGAGGCCGGGCGCGCCUACGACCAGUGCAACUUUGACGUCUACGGCGACUUUGUCCGAAACGGAGACUGGAUGACUCCGGCCCAGCGAGUCAUUCCCGGCAUCCUCGAAAAGAUUCCGGUCCUCAUCUACGCCGGCGACGUGGACUUUAUCUGCAACUGGCUCGGCAACGAGGCCUGGACGCUUGCCCUCGACUGGCCCGGAAAGGCCGCGCUCAAUGCUUCCAAGCCCCAGGAGUUGCGUGCCAAGUCUGGGAAGAAUUACGGAAAUGUCAGAGCUGCGCAGGGCCUGUCGUUGAUGCAGAUCUACAAGGCCGGCCACACGGUGCCCGAGUAUGAGGGCGAGGGCUCGCUUGAUUUCAUCAAUAGGUUCAUGGGAGGAGAGUGGUCCAAGUAG
This is a messenger RNA of Metarhizium album ARSEF 1941, 1470 nucleotides long. Its product is annotated as carboxypeptidase Y precursor. NCBI's taxonomy places the organism in Eukaryota, Fungi, Ascomycota, Sordariomycetes, Hypocreales, Clavicipitaceae. Gene Ontology annotation, cellular component: fungal-type vacuole. The record is from RefSeq and is a predicted model, not a curated record. Gene Ontology annotation, molecular function: serine-type carboxypeptidase activity. Gene Ontology annotation, biological process: proteolysis. The coding region runs from base 1 to 1470 and encodes 489 amino acids. The transcript has 2 exons.